GCUACAAGCGGUGCAUUCUCCUAUCCCGCUUUAACUCCCGUCUUGCCCUGCGGGAGGAUCUGCUACCGGUGCAGUUUAUUCCGUACCGGCUCGGGUGAUAAGUCGAUGUGACAGAGAUAUUACGCAUGCUGGAUCGGCGAGGUGGAUGAGAGCCCAGACUACUUUAGAGUGGACUUUCCCGAAGAGCAUUUAAACAUGUGAAGAGCUCGCACUUCCACGAACGCUUUCCCCCAGCUGAUCGAGGUUGGAUGGUGACACCGAUGCAAACUCUAGGAGACGGAUCCUGCUUUUGGAGUUACUUACUCUGUAUUCCAUGUGAGAUAUUUGGUGGAGAUAUGCGCAGUGUAGAGGAUGUGGUUUGCGCACAUCCACCGCUGGUCUGAACCGACUCACGGCGUUUUACCUGGACGCUUGCGGAUGAUUUUGCGCUUCUGAAACCUCCUGCGCGCACUAAAGCAGCACUCUGAUGUUUAAAAAUAUACAAAGGCUGAACACUGAAUCCUCUACUGAAGACGGCAAGCGAAGAUGCCUCCUAUGUGUUUAAUGUGUAUUUCAUUAGAUUGGCGUCCAGUCUAAUAAACAUCAUCAGCGAUGUAGUCAGCCUGUUCAUCUGCGUGCUCAUCAUUUGCAGUAAGUAUUCACAUCUGCUCAAAAGGGAGACCAUGAAGAUGAUCCUCCUGCGCAAAUUCCGGGUUUUGAUCCUUAUGGUGUUUCUGAUUGCGUGCUCGAUGCACAUAAUGAUAGACUUGUUACCAAAGCUGGAGAGGCACGGGAACAGCGGCUGCUCGUGCUCCCACACGCCGAGCGAGGAGCCUCAAAACUGGGGGAAACAGGGCUGGCCUAACAAGCACACGCUGCGGAUCCUCCAGGACUUCAGCAACGAGCCCAGCUCUAAUGUUUCCUCCCACUCUCUGGAAAGGAUCCCGGCCACGGGAGACAAAACGCAGGCUCUCAGGAGGCUGGAGCAUCUCGGGCAACGCGCAGACAGGAAGAGACAGUUCAUCCAGGACGUGAACAAAAACAUGCCGGUGAAGGGUUCAAGGUUGUCGGCUCUCUACGACCACCCCUUAUUCAAAAGAUCCCCUCCACCUCUGACCGACGAGGACACUCUGUUCAACGUCAACACGGACAUCAGAUUUGAUCCCAAAGCUGCAGAGGAUCAGGCAUGGAAUACUGAAGGCAACCCGGAGGAGUUCAGCCCAACAGGGGAGCUGACGUCCGACUCCUACCCCAACUGGCUCCGCUUCCACAUUGGGAUUAACCGAUACGAGCUGUACUCCAGGCACAACCCGGUCAUCGACGCUCUCCUGAAGGACCUGGUCAGCCAGAGGAUCACCAGCGUUGCAAUGAAGUCCGGAGGCACUCAGCUGAAGCUCAUCAUGACCUUCCAGAACUACGGCCAGGCUCUCUUCAAACCCAUGAAGCAGACCCGGGAGCAGGAGACCCCCCCAGACUUCUUCUAUUUCUCCGACUUCGAGAGACACAACGCAGAGAUCGCUGCCUUUCAUCUGGAUAAGAUCCUGGACUUCCGACGGGUCCCUCCCGUGGCCGGCAGGCUGGUCAACAUGACGAAGGAGAUCCGGGAUGUGACACGAGACAAAAAACUCUGGAGGACCUUCUUCAUUUCACCAGCCAACAACGUGUGUUUCUACGGAGAGUGUUCGUACUACUGCUCCACUGAGCACGCUCUGUGCGGGAAACCCGACCAGAUAGAGGGAUCCCUCGCCGCCUUUCUCCCUGACCUGGCGCUCGCCAAACGCAAGACCUGGAGGAACCCGUGGAGACGCUCCUACCACAAACGCAAGAAGGCAGAAUGGGAAGUGGACCCGGAUUACUGCGAGGAAGUGAAACAGACUCCUCCGUACGACAGCGGGACGCGACUGCUGGACAUCAUGGACAUGACCGUCUUUGACUUCCUCAUGGGAAACAUGGAUCGGCACCAUUAUGAGACGUUCGAAAAGUUUGGAAAUGAGACGUUUAUCAUCCACCUGGACAACGGCAGAGGAUUCGGAAAGCACUCCCAUGACGAGGUCUCCAUCCUGGUGCCGCUGACCCAGUGCUGCAGGAUCAGGAAGUCGACCCACCUGCGUCUGCAGCUGCUGGCUAAAGAGGAGUACAAGCUGUCGGUGCUGAUGUCAGAGUCUCUGGUGAGGGACCGGCUCAGCCCCAUCCUCAUCCAGCCGCACCUCCACGCCAUGGACCGACGGCUACGCCAGGUGCUGAAUGUGCUGUCAGACUGCGUUGAGAAGGAGGGCUACACUUACGUGGUAGAGGACGACCUCCAGGGGCCCGACCGCGCACACCCGGGCCCCCGGCAGAGGUAGCUGUCCCGGGGCGCUGGCAGCAGGAUCGGACUGACUCCCUGGAGAGAGGAGAUCCGGUCUUUGUCUUAAAAACCCUGAAACUCAGAUGAACUCCGUCUGCACUGGGAUUUAUUUUGCAGGAUCAUCAGCUGCCUGGAAGUGGAAGCCUGCUGGAAAGGACUUACAAACUUGACUCGUUCUGCACGGGUGACUUGUGGAUAAACCUGGGUCGAGGUCACAAACUGAGCUGAGCCCCUGCAUCACCUGGACUCCUCAAAAAAAAACACCCGACCGGACUCUAGUGUAGGACAACGUCACCCACCGCAGCACUACAAAACCAUUGAAGUCUUGCAAGAGACGCCUUCUCUCUGUUUUCAGGACCCUGUUUUUGAAUUCAGUGAAUUCUGAGGGACUUGUAAAGUACCCCCCCUCCCCUCUCUCUCUCUUCACAAGCUGAACUAUGUGUUUAUACGUAUCGUUGGUAUUGAAGUGUUUCACGGUGGACGAGGAGUUGUCUUAAUUAUCCAAAUUUGUUGAUUUGCUGAAAAGAUGUUUUAUUACUGAGUGUCUGAGUUGUAUCAUUGGUAUUCAAGAUGGAAAUAUUUGAAUGGAGUGCAGGUUUGCUCCUGGAUUUAUCUGCCCAUAAAUGAGAGUAUUUAUUUAAAAGAAAAACCUAUUUAUUAUUUGAAAUCACUUUCUGUUUAAAGAAAACACAGUGGUGUAAUUCCGCAUUCGUCCACAAGAGGGCAAACGGAGCACGUGCAAAAGCUCCGUGCCUCAGCAAAAUCUCCAUAUUUAAAAUAUCUUUAAAAAGGUUAAAUUCAAACUACUGUUUCUUUAUUUCAAUGCAACAGAUUUAAAGUACCAAAAGCCAAAUGUGACACUUAAUAGUUUUAUAUUUUUUGUUUUGUUUGUAAUAUAUUUGAUGUCCAGAUGUUGCUGUUGUGGAGAGAUUAUUUUUCAGGAUGUAUAUUUCAUUCAUUACCAACAGCUGACAGACUUGAACUGUCAACGGUGCAGUCGCUGGAGGAAAGUUAAUAUAUAAAGUAGGAAACUCUAGUGCCUGUGCAAUGAUAGAAAUACUUGAAUGUCUGGUUCCAUGGCGGAGAGUUAAGAUACGGAGGUCUUCAUAAAUGUGUGUGUGCUGACUUCUCCAUUAAGGGUUUUAUUUCCAUCGUCCUGUGUCAGGUCAGUUCAGUGUGUGUGUGUGUGUGUGUGUGUGUGUGUGUGUGUGGGUCCAUGGAGAACCUUAAGAUGGUGUUCUUAAAGGGAAAACGCUUCUUUGUUUUUUAUUCAAUUUUCUGUUGAUUCUUUUUCCAUUUCUUUGCAUCAUGGUUUAAGUGCAAUAAAACAAAAA
Molecule: messenger RNA, 3660 nt
Organism: Eleginops maclovinus (Patagonian blennie)
Lineage: Eukaryota; Metazoa; Chordata; Actinopteri; Perciformes; Eleginopidae
Gene: fam20cb
Product: FAM20C golgi associated secretory pathway kinase b
Exons: 11
Coding region: 663-2324 (553 amino acids)
Biological process (GO): protein phosphorylation; enamel mineralization
Cellular component (GO): Golgi apparatus
Molecular function (GO): protein serine/threonine kinase activity
Source: RefSeq, a predicted model, not a curated record